AAGUUGGAACUUCAAAUACAGAUUGUCUUCAUAGCUGACGGGCGCGCGAGCCAUAAUUUCAUACGUAGAAAUGGGAACGUCAAGAUUCACCCGCCCCAAGGGCUUAGAUGGUGAAUCAGCUCCUAAUCUCUUUGUCGCCAACUGCGGGCCGGCUGUUGGCUUAUCAUUUGACGAAAUUGCUUCAGUGUUCGGCAAAUUUGGGGAAGUUUUUGGAGUCUAUCCAGCUGACGAAAGUGGUGCUCGUGUCAUUGUUUCUUAUUCUGAAGUGGGCUCUGCCCAAGCGGCCUUGAAAGCAUUAGAUGGUCACCCCUGCUCUGAUCUGGGAGGACGUGCUCUGCACAUACGAAACUCCAUACUUCGACCUCCUACCCAGGUCAAGGAUUCAGUGUCAGUAUGUUUGCUGGAUUCAGAGUUGGGAAUUUCCGGCAUUUACUUGUUGCAUGACUUCAUUACCACUAAAGAAGAGGAGGAACUCCUUGCGGCAGUGGAUGGUAGGCCAUGGAAAAGUCUCUCCAAAAGAAGGGUUCAGCAUUAUGGCUAUGAGUUUUUGUAUGAAACGAGGAAUGUUGACACAAAACAGCAGUUGGGUGAACUUCCUCCCUUUGUUUCUCCCAUACUUAAAAAAAUCUCAUCAUUUCCCCACAUUGAAAAUGCUGAAGAUGUUACUUUGGACCAAGUGACGGUCAAUGAAUACCCUCCUGGAGUGGGCUUGUCUCCACAUAUAGAUACUCAUUCUACAUUUGAAGGAUUAAUUUUCAGUCUCUCAUUAGCGGGGCCUUGUAUUAUGGAGUUCAGAAGAUAUUUACAAGGCACAUGGCUUCCUUCAUCUCUCUCCAGUACUGACAUGCAAGAGCAAAAUCCUGACUACAGUUCAAGUUUUGUAAGGAGAUCUAUUUUCCUUCCUCCUCGGUCAAUGCUUCUAUUAUCUAGGGAGGGGCGAUAUGCUUGGCAUCACUAUAUUCCACAUCAUAAGGUUGAUAUGGUGAGGGACAACAUGAUCAGAAGAGGUUCAAGGAGGGUUUCCUUCACAUUCCGCAAGGUCAGAGCAGGACCAUGCCAGUGUGAAUUUCCACAGUACUGUGAUUCUCAAAAUUAAGAUGGGUGAGAUUUUUCCUUGUCCUUGGUGUCAGCAACUUAAUACAUAGCUUUUGCUGAACCGGUUCUCAUCAAGCAGCAGAUAUGAGUUGGACUGAACUCCAUAGAUUAUGACCCUUCAAGCUUGUCAUCCUUGUUACUUAUCUGAUGGCUCAUGGAACAUGUUGCCCAGAGCUGAUGACCAGUCUAAUUAUGGACCAACAGACUGAAGAAAUGGGAAAAGUGGAGGAUGGUUGAAGUUCUUGCUGGAGGAAAAUGGGGCAAUUUUUCGGCAUGAUGCUUUUGCUUUAAAACAUGAAAUGUGCUUAUACAUCUUGUAGUGUCACACCCAAAUUUGCGUAUGGAAUUGAUUUCUGGUACUUCUAUCCCCAUUCCUCUGAUCUGGUGGAAAGAGGUGAUGGUUUCAAUCUAUAACUUAAGGUAAG
Messenger RNA from Telopea speciosissima, 1520 nucleotides. RefSeq names its product alkylated DNA repair protein ALKBH8 homolog. The record is from RefSeq and is a predicted model, not a curated record. Bases 71 to 1096 code for a protein of 341 amino acids. Gene Ontology annotation, biological process: oxidative demethylation. NCBI's taxonomy places the organism in Eukaryota, Viridiplantae, Streptophyta, Magnoliopsida, Proteales, Proteaceae. Gene Ontology annotation, molecular function: demethylase activity; oxidoreductase activity; RNA binding. The transcript is spliced from 8 exons.